Messenger RNA from Onychostoma macrolepis, 1284 nucleotides. RefSeq names its product phospholipid phosphatase 4 (gene plpp4). NCBI's taxonomy places the organism in Eukaryota, Metazoa, Chordata, Actinopteri, Cypriniformes, Cyprinidae. Gene Ontology annotation, molecular function: phosphatidate phosphatase activity. Gene Ontology annotation, biological process: phospholipid metabolic process. Bases 294 to 1154 code for a protein of 286 amino acids. The transcript has 7 exons. The record is from RefSeq and is a predicted model, not a curated record.
UGCUGUUGUCUGGUUCGGUCCAGCUCCCAGACGCGUCCGCGUUCACUACAUUCUUAUUCUGCAUAUUCAAAAGGAACAAGGAACAAAACUCGCGUACUGUACAUAUUACAACUGUAGUGCAACAAGGGGCAUUUCAGCGGUACCGGGUAUUUUCCAAAUGAACACAAAGCGACAGAGAGCUGUAGCUGCCAGACGCCAAAGUGUUGCGUAUUUAGGACAAUAGUGGACUACCACCGACUUCUCUGGUUUCUGCUUUUGGUUUCUUUCAGUCAAAAUUCGAUUGUGUGAACAAGAUGAAGAUGUCUCCCCCAGACCGAAGGAAAUACGUGCGUGAUCUGGCGCUGGAGAUUGCCAUAAGAGUGCUGCUCUUCGGAGUUUUUGUGUUCACAGAGUUCCUGGAGCCGUUUGAAAGGGUUAUCCAACCUGAGGAACUAUGGCUCUACAAGAACCCUCUGGUGGAAUCAGACCACAUCCCAAAGAGAGUCAUGUUUGCAAUUUCAUUCCUCACCCCGCUGGCUGUGAUUUUUGUGGUGAAGAUUAUACAGAGGACAGACAAGACAGAAAUUAAAGAGGCUUGUUUAGCGGUAUCACUCGCACUAGCUUUGAAUGGUGUCUUCACAAAUACUAUCAAGUUGAUAGUUGGCAGGCCAAGGCCAGACUACUUCCACCGCUGUUUCCCUGACGGACAGAUGAAUGCAAAGAUGCUGUGUACUGGAGAGCCAGACCUGGUGUCUGAGGGCCGGAAAAGUUUUCCCAGCAGCCAUUCCUCCUUUGCUUUCUCUGGUCUGGGCUUUACUUCAUUCUACUUGGCAGGCAAGUUGCAGUGCUUCACAGCUGCUGGACGCGGGCGCAGCUGGCGUCUCUGUGCCAUGAUCCUGCCCCUCUACAGUGCAAUGAUGAUUGCCCUGUCCCGCACCUGCGACUACAAGCAUCACUGGCAAGAUGCUUUUGUUGGGGGAUUGAUUGGCCUCUUCUUUGCCUACAUCUGUUAUCGGCAGCACUACCCACCCAUCCUGGAUGUAGACUGCCACCUGCCAUAUGCUAGUCUGGCUGGAGCAACUGCCCACAACAUGCCAACCUCCCAGGAUCAACCUCUGCCAAUGGAUAAUGCCACGAGCCUGCCUCUGGAGGGCAUGACUGAGGGACCAGUAUGACUAAUAGAGACCCACCAAGGCUCACACCCCUCUGACCCCCUACCACACCAAUGUGGUAUGAACCACACUUGACUGACACUUCAACAUUCCAAUGAAUUAGACAGAUACAUUUUCUUUCAUUUUUUUUUCU